AUGGCGGCGAGGGACCGAUUCGGUUCUUUCGCUGACCCGUCGCUAUCACCACUUCAACGAGCUAUACACAAUGCCUGCGAACCGACAAACUACGAACCGAAUCUCGCAUUGAACCUCGAAGUCGCAGAUUUGAUAAAUCAGAAGAAAGGCAAUGCACCCCGCGAAGCUGCCAUUGCGAUUGUCCAUUUGAUCAAUUCCCGAAAUCAGAAUGUCUCUCUCCUGGCUUUGGCGCUCCUCGAUAUAUGCGUGAAAAACUGCGGAUAUCCCUUCCAUCUUCAAAUCAGCACAAAGGAAUUUCUCAAUGAGCUGGUCCGACGGUUCCCCGAACGGCCACCCAUCCGGCCAUCACGGGUACAGCAUCGGAUACUCGAAUCGAUUGAAGAAUGGCGGCAAACAAUAUGCCAAACUUCGCGAUACAAGGAAGAUCUAGGGUUUAUUAGGGAUAUGCAUCGUCUGUUACUGUAUAAGGGGUAUAAUUUUCCGGAAGUGAGGCAUGAGGAUGCGGCGGUUUUGAAUCCGAGUGAUAAUCUCCGGUCAGCGGAAGAAAUGGAGGAAGAGGAGAGAGCGGCGCAAUCGGCAAAACUUCAGGAACUCAUUCGACGAGGCACGCCGCAGGAUCUACAGGAAGCGAAUCGUCUGAUGAAGGUCAUGGCUGGAUACGACACACGGAAUAAGACUGACUACCGGGCUAAGGCUGCCGAGGAAGUUUCCUACAUCCAACAGAAGGCUAAGAUAUUGGAGGAGAUGUUGCAGAGCAUUCAGCCAGGUGAUACCAUUUCUGCCGGGGAUGUAUUCGAGGAACUGGCCAAUGCAUUGCAAAGUGCGCACCCAAAGAUUCAAAAGAUGUGCGAGGAAGAGUCGGAGGAUACAGAGGCAGUUGAGAAACUCAAGCAGAUUAACGAUAGUAUUCAACGGACUAUAGAGCGAUACAAAUUGGUCAAAAAUGGCGACUUUGAAGGUGCUGCCAGGAUACCCAAGGGGACACUGGGAACAACGACCGGAGUUGGAAAGAAUGCCAACAAUGAGCUGUCGUUGAUUGAUUUUGAUCCCGAGGAAUCGGCCCCCUCGAAUGGGCAGGAACAAGCUGCCACAAACUCCUUGGAGGACGAUCUGCUUGGAUUGUCUUUUGCAGAUAGAUCUACUCCUGGUCCUGUCAAUCUGGGUUUUGAUGCCCCCAUUGCAGCGCCCUCCAACGUUCCAUCGGUGCCUGCUCAGGGAGCUGCCAGCGGCUUCCAGAGAAACUACGACAUUCUCUCAUCUCUUUCAGGAUCUCGGCCAACUUCUCAAUCAUCUACACCGGCACCAGUUGUACCGCAAGCAUCAAAGCCAACUUCUCCUCCCCCACCUGUCGAUCCAUUCGCUUCUUUGAUUUCCGCAAGCUCAAGAUCAGCAUCUCCAAUGAUCUCCAAUCAGAAACCUUCAUCAUCCUCGGCUCUCGUAGACCUAAUGGGCGGCGGCUCACCAUCAAAAACUGCUGGUGGAAUAGCCACCCCCCCAGCCGACGAUGAGUGGAGUUUCACUUCAGCGCUACCGACCGAAAGUGCAUUACCAACGACAAACCGCGUGCGCGUCCUGGAUUCUCUUCUGGCCGUCGAUUUCGAGGCUCGAAGGAAACCAGGCGAACCUCGGACGAUUCAAAUCAUGGCUUUGUUUUCGAACAAGAGUAGCCAGCCUUUGACCGAACUUCACUUUCAAGUUGCCGUUGAGCGAGCAUAUCAUCUAAAACUCAACCCCCAAACCGGCAGAGACAUCUCCCCCCUCCAGUCUGUCGGCGUCAAGCAAGAAAUGCAGAUUGAGAAUGUGGACGCUGGCAAAGGUAACUCCAUCAAGAUUCGCUUCAAAGUGUCGUAUCGACUCGGCGGACAGGCCAAGGAGGAACAGGGUAUGGUGCCGCCAUUAGGUGAUUUGGACCUUGAUGCCAGUCCUGUGCAGCGGUCUAAAGAAGAAAACCAGGAACGUGCAUUCGUAGCCGCCUCUCGGCGCAAAGAUCGCAGCCUCGAUGCACGACUCGAAUCGGCAAAUCGAGCCUCUAUGCUCCACAAGAAGCGUACUGGCAAGGCUCUCCACAUCACCAAGGAGAUAGUUGAGAAAGAAGCCAUGUACGAGGAAGUAGAUGAGCGUUAUCAAGAGAAACGCCUCACACUCCUCAAAGCUCACACUACUCAAUUGGAAGCUCAGUUCCAUCGCCAUCUCAUGGCUACGAUGGCUAUGAGCAGACAGCAGCAACAGCAGCAACAAGCCCGUAUCUCCCCCACUGGUGGCAUCCAGAAGAUGCGCACCUCCUCAGUCGGCUCAGCUGUGAGCUAUUUUGAACAACAAAACCAUAGCAUGAACAGCCAGGCCGAGACUCCCGUCUCACCAACCGCAACCUCAUCUACUGUACCAAGUCCGACGAGUCCCGUGUUUGAUAUGUACGGUGUCUCUUCCUCUGCCUCGUCUGACACUUCGUCAUUCGCACAGACACCGUCUAGCGGCUGUUAUGGGCCGACACCCAUGACAUGUCCUCAAUACAUUGACACUGGCUUGAUGUCACCAUCUGUCAGCCCCAGAAACAGCACGUAUCAGCAGUGCAUGAACCCAAUGCAAACUAUGCAUAUGAGGUCCGCCUCUAUGGCCCAAGGCGCUACUCCACGUGCUGUUCCAUAUCCCCGACAGCGUUUUGCGUCGUAUCCAGAUGCAUUUGCGCUUCAGGCAACACAAAUGGUCACACCAAUCCAGACUGUCGCAACCGUCAAUUAUCGAGCAAGCUCCGAGCCAUCUAGCGAGCUCUCGACUACUCCAGCAGCGACUGUCCCAGUCAUGACAACCAUGCGGGAGAACAACGGUCUCUUACCCAGCCCUGCUCUAUCGCCACCGUCAAUGACUGCGAACUCCUCUCAAAGCAACACCUGUGGCGAUAACACACAGUUCUCAGCACAAGUAGCACCGCCUGUGCAGGUCCAAUUUAAUGAUACAGAUCUCUUCAAGCAACAGCCCUUGCUAGGAUCACCCGAAAACCCAGAUCCAGACUACAACGAGUUUUUGAACUUUGCAACUAACAUGGAAGACCAAUGGCAAUUUCCCAUGGGCAACACUCCCUUUGAGGAAUUUAUGAAUCUGGAAACAUUGGACUACGAGUUGACUCAGUCUGGAAUAUAUAGGUAG
Molecule: messenger RNA, 3144 nt
Organism: Talaromyces amestolkiae
Lineage: Eukaryota; Fungi; Ascomycota; Eurotiomycetes; Eurotiales; Trichocomaceae
Exons: 10
Coding region: 1-3144 (1047 amino acids)
Biological process (GO): protein transport to vacuole involved in ubiquitin-dependent protein catabolic process via the multivesicular body sorting pathway; Golgi to endosome transport; Golgi to vacuole transport
Cellular component (GO): trans-Golgi network
Molecular function (GO): phosphatidylinositol binding; ubiquitin binding
Source: RefSeq, a predicted model, not a curated record